Molecule: messenger RNA, 4059 nt
Organism: Oncorhynchus tshawytscha (Chinook salmon)
Lineage: Eukaryota; Metazoa; Chordata; Actinopteri; Salmoniformes; Salmonidae
Product: synaptotagmin-13
Exons: 6
Coding region: 1393-2556 (387 amino acids)
Biological process (GO): regulation of dopamine secretion; cellular response to calcium ion; regulation of calcium ion-dependent exocytosis
Molecular function (GO): calcium ion binding; phosphatidylserine binding; clathrin binding
Source: RefSeq, a predicted model, not a curated record
UGAGCAACUACAGAUUCACUGAGUAGUAACUACUGUGAGUGGUAACUAACUUACUUUGAGUAACUACAGUUUCUCUUGGUAAAUAAUAUAGCUAACUACAGUUGUUUAAUACACUGACACAACAACUACUCUUUUGAUUUUUGAACAGGCUAAGACGAUUACAAAUAUCUGCUUAUGCCUGCCUUUGAUAUCUCCCUUAACUGAUAAUAAGAUUGUAACACAGGAAAUGCAGAAGUUAAAAAAAAACAUCAGAUAGAGGUUACAUUACAAUAAAGGACUGCGUUAAGAUAGAGCCUGGAUAGGCACUGGAGUACAGUUAGUAUAGCACUCUAUUCUUGUUCCUAUGGGCUGCAGGAGGCUUAACCUGUGACUUGGCUUGUGGCAUUGUAUCACAGUUCUGCUCACAAACAGUGUCCUUUCUGUGGGAAAGGUUGAUUGUCUGUUGCAGUCCCCUUUACAGUGAACCCACCCAUCCUCUCUCUGAGCCAAGCGAAAGGUGUUACACGUAUGUCCACAUUUGACCUUGAGUGAUUAGUCAUAGAGUGAGAUCCCACAGCUUUGAAGCAGACUUAACACCUCAGCAACCACGUUGAAGAGCUACAGUGUGUUUAAACAAACUACAGUGUGUUUAAUUCCUAUGGCCUAAUGGUCUGUGUAGUGUUCCUGAAUAUGGGUCUCAUUUGAAGAUGGCUAAAUAAUGGUGUUAGAAGCAGAUAAUAUAUAUUUUUUAAAGACACGCAUAUGUUCGCACCCAGCAAUCCGAUGAGUUUGUGACGAGGUGAUGAGUGAUUCAGAAUCUUUCAGAGCGGGAAAAAAAACUGAUAGGACUAGCCUAAGAAAGAAUGCAUGGGUUCCCUGCACAUCUGUGUCAGUAUAAUUUGGGGAGCAGGAUACCCCUGCAGCUCACGCUACAACCUGGACUCAGGCGUAGACUUAAUAUAGUAAAUGUAAAUCUGGGACACUCCAAUUAGUAUAUAUGUUAUGUUUCGUUUGUCGAUCAUCCAUUUCGUAUGAUAUGUUAAGAAUUACAAUUGGUUGUGGCUAACGUUAGCUAGGUGGCUAACGAUAGCUAGGCUAGGGUUGAGGUUAGGUCAAAGGAUUGUUCGGGUUAAGGUUCGGAGUUAGGCUAAAGUUAAGCUAACAUGCUUAGUAGUUGCUAAUUAGCUAAAAUGGCGAAGUUGUCCGUGAUGAGAUUCAGACACGCAACCUUUGGGUUACGAGACGUUUGUGUUAAUCCUUUAACCUAACUCCGAACCUUUGUCUUAUGUAACCAUACCAAACGUGACAUUUCAUUCUGAUUUGAUCGUUCCAGAUGUACAUUUACUAUGUUGCGUCUAGUCUAUGCACACAGCCUUCCUUUCCUCAGCGUACACAAGCCCUCGCACAUGAUGCAUGCACCAGGGGGACACCACGUUCCAGUCAGCUUGCUUUUUGCAGCACUUCAACUGUGCGGCUAAGGAGUUCAGUGUGGAAAAAUCCACAGAGCCCAUCCAACCAAGGACAUUGUUGAAAUUUCCUAAAAUAUACAAGCCCAAACCAUCUGUGACCUCAUCUGAGGUCAUCAGCUACCCUGAUCAUGCCUCAGAGAAGGGGGGCGAGCCCUCUCCCGAGGGACCCUCGACUGAGCCUGAUGCUGGUAACCAAGCAACUGACAGCUCUGACACAUUCACGAUCCUCAGACAAGACUCAAAGGACAAAACCCCCUGUGCAAGGGCUCUAACCAAUGGGAUGACAACAAGCAGCUCCAUCCUCCACCCUAAGCUGCAUUUCUCUCUCACCUAUUAUACAGACCAGAACGAGCUACACAUCACCGUGAUAGAAGCGGAGCAUUUGAGUGUGGGGUCGGGCUGUGAGGGCUAUGUGGCCGGAGUCCUGACCUUAGCAGCAGGACAGAGGGAGGCCCAGACUUCGUUGCGACGCCUGACCAGCCACACCCGCUGGGAGGAAGGCCUGGUGUUCUCCCUGACAAGGGGGUAUGAGGUGGAGGGCGAAGUGGCUCUCUCCCUUCACAGUUGUGACCACUUCUCCCAGAACACCAACCUGGGCGUCAUGAGGUUCAAGCUGGUUGAUGUGGGCAUGAUGUCCAACGCAGACUGCUGGGUCGACCUACAACCACCAAAACAGGAUGUCCAGGCAGCUGGAGAGCUCCUGCUGUCUAUAAGUUACCUGCCUGCAGCCAACCGGCUGGGAGUAGUGGUGAUGAAGGCUCGAGGACUACAGUCAGACAAGCUGAAGAACUCCAUAGACCUGUCUGUGAAACUGGCCCUGAAGCACCAGACUACCAAGCUGAGGAGGAAGAAGAAGCAGACGCGACGGGUCAAGCACAAGAUGAACCCAGUGUGGAAUGAGAUGAUGAUGCUGGAGGUUCCCCGCGAGCUGCUGUCUAAAUCCAGUCUGGACUUGGAGGUGUUGAACCAGGCAGGUCCUGGUGAGCAGGAGUCCCUGGGCCGCUGUCAGCUGGGUUUACAGGCCUCUAACACUGGCCUCCAACACUGGCAGCAAAUGCUAGACAACCCCCGUAAGCAGAUCGCCAUGUGGCACCCACUGUAUGACUAAGAUAACCACCUGUCCGCUUUGCCCUUCCAAAUACCCAAAUGGGGGGGGGCAUGUCAACUGCCUUCCUUUAAUAGCCUAAAUCUAUUCAUCCACUUAUAUUGAAAGUAUCCCAUUACCUGCGAUUAAUUAUCCCACAGCAUCCCAUGACAACAGUAGCAUACACCAAACUGAAAUGUCACUGAAUAUCACAGAAUUUCCAAAGAAUACCAAUUAUGAACACAUUUUAUAUAUUCAAUGAAACUCAUCAAUGCAAUGUAAUACUUUGCCUACAGUACCUAUACUUAACCACCUCUAUGAUCUGUUUUUAUAGCUGAACAGAAUAAAUAUGAUAAUGCCUGUGUUUUUGUGUUGUAGGGGAUUGUGUAUAUGGUAUGUAAGGGUAUGAUAAAUAUCAGUGAAUUAUUCUAGAGUAGAGCUGUCAUUUUAUUUGUAAAGGGAUGUAUUCACACGCUUGGAAAGCAAUCGAGAAAAUGCACCUGGCAGAAACUUAAAGGCAGCCAAUAUUGAACGGAUAGGAGAUUCAAAAGCCCGGUGUACUACUGAAAGGACAAGUAUUAGUAUUCAUAGAUAUACUGUAACAGUGAUGAAAUUACAGUGGACUACAUGUUUAAAGUGUAUCUUAUUACACAGGGUCUAAAAACGGCAGCUAAAGUUUUCCACAUGAUGUAUUUAAAAAAUCAUGCAGUGUUUAAUGUAGUAAUAUACUGUAUUUGUCAUUUUUAUGAAUAUGUGCAGAUGUAUUCUAUCUUAGGAGAAUACGAGAGUUGAUAUACAUGUUAUAUUUAAAGUAGUUACAAUACAACUAUCAACUCAAUUUCACACCUGUUUCCAUUCAACCCACUUUGCUUCAGUUAUGUACAAAAGGUAUUGUUCUCCAUUGUGGUUUUAUUUUUUACAUAGCUUUUGUUAAGUGAACUGCUUAUAGACUGCACCAGUGAGGAACACACUGUGUAAUUUGAAAAUAUACACACUGACACACAAAAUGUGUGAAAAUAAAAACAUCUUCAAAAUAUAUCAUGCCAAAAUCUGAUUCUCGUCGAGUUGUACUGAGGAUGUGCAAAUACCCGGGCAUCCAGAGAGCACUAUGUACAGUAUCAGCACCUAACACCACAUCCGGGCAGACAUUGAUGUAAUAUAUCUAUUUAUUGAUACUUCCUAUCCUCAGAGCUCAUUUUGCGUAACUGAUAUAACCUUGGACCUGACCUACGAUACAGUAGCUAGCUUUUCAUAGCUGAAUGAGCUACCGUUAUCACGUUGAGAUGAAGUUACAUAUUAAUAUCACCCGUCCAAGCCAUUUCACACAAAAACAAAGAUUUACUGUAACAGACCGGAAUAUCAUCAACCUAAUUAAAUUAUAACUUAUUGACUAACUAAAGUAUGGCUGUUUCACAUGCACGGUGUUGAAUUUACAAGAACACUGGUAAUAAACCCCCGGGCUGACAAGGUACAAAUCUGUCGUUCUGUCGUUCUGCUCCUGAACAGGCAGUUAACCCACUGUUCCUA